CUGGCCUUCAGUUUGACUGCAGGAGGACAUCAGAACGGCUAUGAAAUGGCGGGUCUGUGCGCUUGAGGCCGAGGGCGCGAAGGUGCGGCUUGACGAGCAAAGCGAUGCGCGGCACGGCGCGGGCGGAAAGCGGAAGUGCAAUCUGAUGCAUCAGCGAUCCUCGGAGUGAAGAGGCACCCAAACGACUGAGCAGCGGGCGCAAGCAGGGAGCUGCAGCACCGAGAGGGUUAAAACAUGGCACCCUGGGACAAGAUCGACCGCCAUGGAGUCGCAACUUACAACUACAAUGGCAGUGGCAAGAGACACCUGAGUCUUCAGGUUGGUGACACCGUCCACAUCGAAGCAUCCUGUGAAGGCUGGUUCAAAGGUUAUCUGUCCAGGGACAAAUCCGUCGAGGGCAUCUUCCCGUCAUCCUACAUACAUGUGAGGGAGUUGGUGGCCGAGAAGAAAGGGGAGCAAGGCAACGUGACAUCAGCUGAAUUGCCACUGGUGCAAGAAGUGACAACCACCCUCCGGGAAUGGGGCAGCAUCUGGAAACAGCUGUAUGUGGCCAACAAGCCGGAUAAAGUGCAGCACAUCCAGCGCAUGAUGUUCGACCUGAUGGAGUGGCGCUCCCAGCUGAUGUCGGGGACCCUGCCCAAAGACGAAUUCAAGGAGCUCAACCAGAAGGUCACGUCCAAAAUCGACUAUGGCAACAAGAUCCUGGAGCUCGACCUGGUGGUCCGAGAUAGCAAUGGGAACAUCUUAGAUCCAGACAAGAGCAGUGUCAUCAGCUUGUUCCGUGCUCACGAAGAAGCCACCGACAAAAUCUCGGAGCGCAUUAAAGAGGAGAUGUCCGAUGUUCAGAUGGACCACUCGGGGAUGUCCGCACGUAUCCAGUCCUCUCCCACUCACAGCCUCUACGUGUUUGUCCGGAACUUCGUGUGUCGAAUUGGAGAAGACUCGGAGCUUUUCAUGUCUCUGUAUGAUCCACAGAAGCAGUCCAUCAUCAGUGAGAACUACCUGGUGCGCUGGGGCAAAUCUGGAUUCCCAAAAGAAAUCGACAUGUUGAAUAACCUGAAGGUGGUCUUCACGGAUCUGGGCAACAAAGAGCUCAACCGGGAGAAGAUUUAUCUUGUCUGUCAGAUUGUCAGGGUGGGCAGAAUGGACCUCAAGGAUUGCAAUGCAAAGAAGCCCACAAUGGGGCUGAGGCGGCCCUUCGGUGUGGCAGUGAUGGACAUCAGUGAGAUCAUCAAAGGCAAGAUCGAGAGUGACGAGGAGAAGCAGCACUUCAUCCCCUUCCACCCGGUGAUGGCUGAGAAUGACUUCCUGCACUCUCUGCUGAACAAGGUCACGGCAUCCCGGGGGGACAGCGGAGGUCAAGGGCUGUGGGUGACAGUGAAGACUCUUGUGGGGGACAUCACUCAGAUCCGCAAGGACUACCCCCAUUUGGUGGAUCGGACCACCGUUGUGGCCCGGAAACUGGGCUUUCCCGAGAUAAUCAUGCCAGGGGACGUGAGGAACGACAUUUACAUCACAUUGCAGAGUGGAGACUUUGACAGAUACAACAAGACCACCCAGAAGAGCGUGGAGGUCAUCAUGUGUGUGUGUGACGAGGAGGGCAAAGUCGUCCCGAAUGCCAUCUGCAUGGGGGCUGGCGAUGGUCCGGUGAACGAGUACAAGUCUGUUAUCUACUACCAGGUGAAGCAGCCACGAUGGAUGGAGACCAUCAAGGUGGCCGUGCCAAUAGAGGAGAUGCAGCGGAUUCACUUGCGCUUCAUGUUCCGACAUCGAUCAUCGCAGGAAUCUAAAGAUAAAAGCGAGAAGAACUUUGCGAUGGCCUUUGUGAAGCUGCUGAAAGAUGAUGGCACAGUUUUACACGAUGGCGGUCACGAACUGACCAUAUUCAAGGGGGACAGUAAGAAAAUGGAGGACGCUCACUGCUACCUGAGUCUGCCCUCAACGCGACAUCAGUGUGAGCAGCAGAAGGGGUCCGCCUUGAGCCGCAGCAGCAGCAUGAGCGGCUUGUCCUUCAACUCCAGGGAUAUGUUCGUCAUUUCUACACUCGUCUGCUCGACCAAGCUGACACAAAACGUUGGCCUCCUGGGACUUCUCAAGUGGAGAACUCGGCCAGAACUUUUGAAAGAGAACUUGGACAAGCUAAAGAUUGUUGAUGGAGAAGAAGUGGUCAAGUUCCUGCAGGACACUUUGGAUGCUCUUUUCAACAUCAUGAUGGAGCAUUCCAACACCAGUGACUAUGACAUCCUAGUGUUUGAUGCGCUGAUCUACAUCAUUGGACUGAUCGCUGACAGAAAGUUCCAGCACUUCAACACAGUUCUGGAGGCUUACAUCAAGCAGCACUUCAGUGCCACUCUGGCAUACAAGAAAGUGAUGACGGUGCUGAAAAAUUACCUGGACAUCUCCAGCCGAGGGGAGCAGUGUGAGCCGAUCCUUCGAACCCUCAAAGCUCUGGAGUACGUCUUCAAGUUUAUAGUCCGGUCUCGGAUGCUGUACUCGCAGCUCUAUGAAGGCAAGGAGCAGACAGAAUUUGAGGAGUCGCUUCGCUGCCUCUUUGACUCCAUUAAUAAUGUGAUGAAGAGCCGCUACCAGACGAGCGUCCUGCUGCAGGUGGCUGCUCUCAAAUAUUUACCGUCUGUCCUUCAUGAUGUUGAGACGGUUUUUGAUCCAAAAUUACUCAGUCAGCUUCUCUAUGAGUUCUAUAACUGCAUCCCAGACCGAUUACAGAAGCACAAAAUCCAGUCCAUGACAGACAUUGUGAGCAGUAAUUUAUUCAUCAAGCAGGAGUGCCGUGACAUCCUUUUGCCCAUGAUGAUCCGGGAGAUUAUUCUGUUUUUCGAGAAGCCUGACACCAGCAUAUCAGCGGAUGACAAGUGCUGCGUGGAGCUGCUCAAUGACAUUCUGGAGGUCCUGAGCCGAAGAGAUGUGGGCGAGACCUUCCAUCACACGCAGGAGAUCGCGAAGCACCUUUUACGGACCGUCAACACGACUGUCAUCAGGAUGGGCCGAGACCACCCUCUGAUUAGUCACUUUGUGGCCUGCAUGACUGCUGUCCUCAACCAGAUGAGUGACCAUCACUAUUCCUCGUACAUCGAGACGUUUGACAAGAGUACUGAGCUUGUGGAUUUUCUCAUGGAGACGUUUCUUCUGUUUAAGGACCUCAUUGGGAAGCACGUCUACCCGUCCGACUGGAUGGCCAUGAUUAUGGUCCAGAACAGGGUUUUUCUCAGAGCAAUCAACAUCUUUGCCAAAACGAUGAACCAGAAAUUCCUGGAAAAUAAGGACUUUGAAGUUCAGCUCUGGAACAACUACUUCCAUCUGGCAGUGGCCUUCAUCACCCAGGAUUCUCUGCAGCUGCAGCACUUCUCCUCUACCAAACGGAAUAAGAUUCUGGCCAAGUAUGGUGACAUGAGGCGGCUGAUUGGAUUUGCAAUUCGAGACACUUGGUACAAGUUAGGUCACAAUAAGAUCUGCUUCAUCCCUGGUAUGGUGGGACCAAUUCUGGAGAUGACCCUCAUCCCUGAGGUGACCCUGCGAAAGGCCACCAUUCCUAUCUUCUUUGAUAUGAUGCUGUGUGAGCACUCAAAGUGUGGAGAUUUCAAGAAGUUUGAGAACGAGAUCAUCCUGAAACUGGACCACGAGGUUGAAGGUGGCGGAGGCGAUGAGGAGUACAUGCAGCUUUUCCAGUCCAUCUUGCUGGACUGCGCCUCCCAACAUGCCAGUCUCACGACCGCCGUGCAGCACUUUGUCUCUCUCGUGAAAGGCUUACUGGAACGGCUACUGGACUAUCGGACAGUGAUGAGCGACGAGAGCAGAAAUAACCGCAUGAGCUGCACCGUGAACUUGCUUAACUUUUAUAAAGACAUCAAUCGAGAAGGCAUGUAUAUCAGGUAUCUGUACAAACUCAGAGACCUCCACCUGGACUGUGAGAAUUACACCGAGGCUGCUUACGCGCUGCUGCUGCACACCCGGCUUCUCAAGUGGUCAGAUGAGCAGUGUCCGCCUCAGCUGAUGCCCAGUGACUUCCGCAGCUCUCAGACCCAGAGGCAGCUGAAGGAGUGCUUGUACAACACAAUCAUUGGCUACUUUGACAAAGGAAAGGUUUGGGAAGAGGCCAUUUCUUUGUGCAAGGAACUGGCAGACCAGUAUGAGAUGGAAGUCUUUGAUUAUGAAGUGCUGAGUAAGAAUUUGCGUCAACAAGCAGAGUUUUACGAAAACAUCAUGAAGAUUCUGCGGCCAAAGCCGGACUACUUUGCGGUUGGAUAUUAUGGGCAAGGCUUUCCGACAUUCCUCAGGAACAAAGUGUUCAUCUAUCGUGGAAAGGAGUACGAGCGGCGGGAGGACUUUCAGACUCUGCUGCUGAGCCAGUUUCCCAGCGCCUUGCUUCUCAAUACUACCAGCAUUCCAGGAGAGGAGAUCCGCAGCUCCCAUAACCAAUACAUCCAAUGCUUCACCGUCCAGCCGGUCCUCGAGAUUCCUCCUCGGCUGAGAAACAAGCCUGUUCCCGACCAGAUAAUCAACUUCUACAAGUCCAGCUCUGUCCAGAGAUUCCAUUACUCAAGACCAGUACGCAAGGGCUCGGUGGACCCAGACAAUGAGUUUGCUUCGAUGUGGAUUGAGCGAACCACAUUCAACACGGCAUACAAACUGCCUGGCAUCUUGCGAUGGUUUGAAGCGAUCACCACAACCCAUACAACCAUCAGCCCUCUGGAGAAUGCGAUUGAAACUAUGGAGAUGGCCAAUGAGAAGAUCCUGACCAUGAUCAACCAGUACCAGGGUGACGAGAACCUGCCCAUUAACCCACUCUCAAUGCUGCUAAAUGGCAUUGUGGACCCUGCUGUCAUGGGUGGCUUUGCAAAGUAUGAGAAGGCUUUCUUCACUGAUGAGUACAAGAAGGAACACCCUGAGGAUUGGGAUAAACUGAGCAAACUGAAAGAUCUCAUUGCAUGGCAGAUCCCCCUGCUUGGCGCUGGAAUUUGGCUGCAUGGCAAAAGAGUUACUGAUGACCUUCGACCUUUCCAUGAGCGCAUGGAGGAGUGCUUCAAACAAUUGAAAGUCAAAGUAGAAAAGCAGUAUGGCGCUAGAGACCUGCCAGAGUUUGAUGACCGGCGGGCCAGUAGACCGCGCUCCAUGCUGAGGACGUACCGGCAGUCUGUCAUUUCUAUGUCAUCCAUAGGGUCAGACUGUGGGACCCCCACUAAGACUACGGCUGACAGCACCGUUCUUCUUGACACCUUUGUAACCAGCAAGACAGAGGAAACGCAGUUAGAAGAAACCCCGUCUGCUGAAGUGGAGGUCAGGAUGAGAAAGACCAAGAAGAGGAGCAAGAGGAGCAGCGUCAUCGUAAUGGGAGAAGAGAAGAGUGUGGCGGAUCUGCACAGUAAAAGGCUGUCAAAGAAACUGGAAUUUCGAAGUGACACCAACUUGUCUGACUCUGCUGAACUGCAAUCUGGUGUGUGCCUCCUCAAAGAUCACCACAAUAGUCGCUCCCUGCCUACAAUUACAGGGCUGGCACUAUCAGUGCUGGGCAAUACGGAUUUGGAGACCCAUGAAGUGUCACAGAGAAGCAGACGUGACAGCAAGUCCAUUUCUGUGUGCCUGCCACCUGAGAGAGGAACCCUGGACCGCACAGCAGACAGACGCUCUAAAGGAGUCAUCAAUCUGUUCUUCAAACAAAAGGUGUCCUACAAAGUUUCUGAAGAGGGUAAGCAGUCCAGUGAUCAGAGCCAAGAGCAGACGUCCACCCACUUUUAAACUGAACAAAUCCUGCAGCCCUCCAAGGUCAAUGCAUCUCUCCGAAAGCAUGCACACUUUGCGGAUUUUCAUGACUUUUACUCAAUUAGGAGAAUUUGUCAUUUCCAAUUUUUCUUUUUAAGUGAUUUCAUAGUAAUGGCUAAGAGAACUGUUAAACUCUAGAGUUAGAAAAUACAUCAGAUGGAGGGAUUGUGAUUUGUAGGUUUGUAGGGCCCUUGAUGUUAUUUUUACAAUUUACUGAACAUUUUCAAAACGUUCACCCUGCUGCAGUAGCUGGAUUGUUUCAGGAUGAGCUUCAGAUCGGCUCAUUGUCUCCACCUUGCUUUCAUUUAUUUUACAUACUUUACGUCAUGUUCUUCAAUUAUCUACUAUUGAACUUUGCCAAACAUAAUGGGCUUACUGGACCUGGACACUCAGAUAAUGAUGCUGUAAGUAUAUGGUAGCCCUAACUAGAAGCAGUAAUUUAACUUUUUAAAGUUUUUUUUGUGUUCUUUCAUCAAAGAUUUUUUUUUAAUAAACUUGGACUUGUUAAUCCCAAAAAAAGGUUUACAUAAAUCGA
Molecule: messenger RNA, 6310 nt
Organism: Polypterus senegalus (gray bichir)
Lineage: Eukaryota; Metazoa; Chordata; Cladistia; Polypteriformes; Polypteridae
Product: dedicator of cytokinesis protein 2-like
Exons: 51
Coding region: 235-5751 (1838 amino acids)
Biological process (GO): small GTPase-mediated signal transduction; cell migration
Cellular component (GO): cytoplasm; plasma membrane
Molecular function (GO): small GTPase binding; guanyl-nucleotide exchange factor activity
Source: RefSeq, a predicted model, not a curated record